This is a messenger RNA of Artibeus jamaicensis (Jamaican fruit-eating bat), 10613 nucleotides long. RefSeq names its product BRCA2 DNA repair associated (gene BRCA2). The transcript has 27 exons. NCBI's taxonomy places the organism in Eukaryota, Metazoa, Chordata, Mammalia, Chiroptera, Phyllostomidae. The record is from RefSeq and is a predicted model, not a curated record. Bases 133 to 10383 code for a protein of 3416 amino acids. Gene Ontology annotation, biological process: regulation of DNA-templated transcription; double-strand break repair via homologous recombination. Gene Ontology annotation, cellular component: nucleus.
CCUUAUGGAGAAGUUGCUGCGCCUGGUUCCUGAGUGCGGAUGGUCGCCGCUGGAAGAUCCUAUGGGUUCCGAAGAACGGCGUCUGUGCAGACCCAAUUUCCAAGCGUUGGAGUAAUAAUAUUAUAGAGCAAAAUGCCUAUUGGAUGCAAAGAGAGGCCAACUUUUUUUGGAAUUUUUAAGAUGCGGUGCAACCAAGCAGAUUUAGGACCAAUAAGCAUUAAUUGGUUUGAAGAACUUUCUUCAGAAGCUCUACCUUAUAAUUCUGAAACUGCAGAAGAAUCUGAAUUUAAAGUCAUCAGUUAUGAACCAAAUGUAUUUAAAACUCCACAAAGAAAACCUUAUCAGUUGGCUUCAACACCAGUUAUAUUCAAAGAGCAAUGUCUAACUCUGCCACUGUACCAAUCUCCUUUAAAAGAAUUGGAUAAGGACAGAUUAGAGAUAGGAAAGCAUAUUGCCAAUAGUAAGCAUAAAAGUAGUUGUACAAUGAAGGCUAAAAUGGAUCAAGCAAAUGAUGUUAUCAGCUCACCUCUAAAUUCUUGUCUUAGUGAAAGUUCUGGUAUUCUGCAAUGUACACAUGUAACACCAAAAAGAGAAAAGUCAGUGGUAUGUGGAAAUUUAUUUCAUACACCGAAGCUUAUGAAGGGUCAGACUAGAAAACAUAUUUCUGAAAGUCUAGGGGCUGAGGUAGAUCCUGAUAUGUCUUGGUCAAGUUCUUUAGCCACACCACCAACCCUUAGUUCUACUGUUCUCAUAGUCAGAGAGGAAGAGGCACCUGCAGCUGUAUUUCCUAAUGAUACUACUGCUAUUUGUAGAAGCUAUUUUUCUGAGUAUGAUGGAAGUCUGAAGAAAAAUGACAGGUUUAUUCCUUCUGGGCCAGACAAUGAAAUCAAAAAUCAAAGAGAAGCUAAAAGUCAUGGAUUGGAAAAUUCAUUUGGUAAAGUAAGUAGCUGCAAAGACCAUUUUGCAAAGUCAGUGCCAAAUGUUUUAGAAGGUGAAGUACAUGAAAAGGUUGGCGAUAUUUCUGAAGAAGAUAAUUUCUUACUAUGUGUUUCUAAAUAUAAAAAGAGAUAUAUACAAAAAAUAAAAACUGGCAAGACUAGGAAAAAUAGUUUCAAUGAAAUAAAAACCAGUGAAUGUGAAGAAGCUAAAAAACAAAUAAAAGAAAGUAAACAUUCAUUUUUAGCUGAAAUGGAACCAAAUGGCAAUAAUCCAUUAGAUACAAAACAAAUGAAUCAGAAGCCCUUUGGGAACAGAAGUGACAGAAUCUCUGAGGACACUGUACAGUCUCCAGCUUUCAAAUGCUCUCAGCUAACCCUCUCAGGUCUAAAUGGAACCCAGAUGGGCAAAAUACCUCUACUGCAUAUUUCUUCUUGUGACCAAAAUAAUUCUGAAAAAGACCUCAUAGGCAUAGAGAAAGAAUGUACCAACUUUAUUACUUUAGAAGAUUCUUUGCCACAUAUUUCAAGUGUACCGAAGACAGAGAAGACAUUAAAGGAGGAAACAGUGAAUAAGAGAGAUGAAGGACAGUGUCUUAAACCACAUGAAGAGGACACUCUAGUGGUAAAGAACAUAAUGUCUGAAACUUCCCUAAUAGCUUCUCCUUGUCAGGGUAUCAAAAAGUCUCUGUUCAGGUUAAGAGAAUCGCCUGUAGAGACACCCAGUUCACUUUCUUCAAAUAAUAUGACUGAUCCAAAUUUUAAAGAAGAACCUGAAGCCUCUGAAAGUGGAUUGGAAAUAGGUACCAUUUUCUCCCAGAAAGAGAGUUCUUCCUGUACAAGUUCAGUUGAUAAUGGAAGCUGGCCAGUCACUAUCAAACAUACAUCUAUAGCUUUGCAGAAUAAGGGUUUAAUAUCUACUUUGAGAAAGAAAACUAAAAAGUUUAUUUAUGCUGUAAAUGGUGAAACAUCUUAUCAAAGAUUAAAAAUGAAGAAGGAUCAAGAAUCAGGACUAAGUAACUAUUCUACCCAAUUUGAAGCAAACACUUUUGAAGCACCAUCUACAGUUACAAAUGCUGAUUCAGGUUUAUUGCAUUCUGUGAAAAAAAGCUGUUUACAGGAUGAUUCUGAAGAACCAAGUUUAUCUUUAACCAGCUCUUUUGGGACAAUUCUGAGAAAAUGUUCUAAUAAUGAAAACAGUUCUUCUAAUAAAAUAUCUCAGGAUCUUGAUUAUAAAGAAGCAAAAAUUAGUGAAGAAAAACUGCAGUCAUUUGUUACCACAGAACCUGAUUCUCUGUCAUGUUUUCAGGAAAAAUACUGUGAAGAAGAUCCAAAACACCAAAGAGUUUUAGAUAUAAAAGAACAGGACUUGCCUGCAGUAUGUCACCGUGCAGUUCCACAUUCAGAAAUAGAAUGUAGUGGUAUUCACUUUCAAUCCCAGGAAAGCAUUUUAUAUGAUUUUGAUAAUAUCAGCAUUUCAACUCCUGAUUUCAAGGAUCUUCCAUCAAACCCCAUUAUGAUUUCUAGGGGAAAGAAGUCAUACAAAAUGUCAGAGACAGUAAAAUGUAAGAAUUGUGAAGCUGGUUUUGAUUUAAUAAAAAAUAUUCCCAUUGAAGAGAAUCAAGGAAUAUGCAUUUUUAAUGAAAUUUCUAAAACUGAGCUGUUAUCACCUGAAAAAUACACAAUAGCCUCGCCUUCUAUGGAGGUACAAUUCAACCAAAACACAGAUCUCACAGUAACUGAAAAAGAAGAAAAGACUGCUUUAAUUUCAAAAAUAACUGUCAAUUCAGAUUCUGAAGAGAAUUUUCAAGACAACGAGAAGGAAAUUGUCUUUGAAAUAACUAAUAAAUGGAGUAUUCCUCUUUUAGAAAAUAUUGAGGAACUUCAAGAGGCAGGCCCCUCUUAUGUCAGAGAACCUGCUCUCAAGAACUCUACCACAGUAGUAGAUACAGGCACAGAUGACAAACAAGCAGCCCAAGUGUCAGUUAUGAAAGAUUUUGAUUCAUCAAAUAUAGUCCAUGAUCUUACAGACAAAAACAGAAAGAAUGUAGCACAGCAAAUGACUCUAGUUAAAGAUUUGAAGUUAGACAUGUCCUUGGAUGUAGAUGAGAAAUCAAACCAAAAUGAUGAUUACAUGGACAAAUUGGCAGAACUCUCAGAUCCCAUUUCAAAUCACAAUUUUGAAAAUGGCUUCAGAACAGCUUCUAAUAAAGAGAUAAAACUUUCUGAACACAACAUUAAGAAAAGUAAAGUGUUCUUCAAAGAUAUUGAAGAACAUUUUUUUACUAGCUUAGCUGGUGUUGAAAUUGUAAGUGCCUCAUUGUUAGAAAAUCAAAAGAAACUAAACAAACCUUGUGUGCUUGAUUCACAGUCAACUGAUAUUAUAUCUGGUUGUGUGCACAGUGGUACAUUUGCUUCUGAUAGUGAAAAUAGUCACGCAAUUCUUCCAACUUUAUCUUUGAAUCAAGAUUUUAAUUCACACCAUAACCUAACACCUAGCCAAAAGGCAGAAAUUACAGAACUUUCUACUAUAUUGGAAGAAUCAGGAAGUCAGUUUGAAUUUACACAGUUUAGAAAACCAAACCACAUGGUACAGAAUAAUCCACUUGAAAUGCCUGAAAACCACAUAUCUGUCUUGCAUACCACUUCUGAGGAAUGGAAAAAUGUUGAUUUUCAUCUCACAACUAAUUCCCCAUCCAUCAGUCAGGUGGAUAGCAGGAAGUUUGAAGGUAAACAAAAGUUUGCUUGCUCUUUGAAAACCAACUGUAACAAAAGUGUUUCUGGUUAUUUAACAGAUAAAAAUGAAGUGGAAUUUAGAGGCUUUUAUUCUGCUCGUGGCACAAAACUGAGUGUUUCUAGCGAAGCACUGCAAAAAGCUGUGAGACUGUUCAGUGACAUUGAGAAUACUAGUGAAGAAACUUAUGCAGCAGUAGAUCCAAGAAGUUUCUCUUCAAGUCAGUGUAGUGAUUCUGUUUCACUGUUUAAAAUAGAAAAUUAUAACAAUGGUAAGCAUUUUAAUGAAAAAAAUAAUAAAACCCAACUAAUACAACAAAAUAAUAUUGAGAUGACUGCUGGCAUUUUUGUUGAAAAUACUGAAGAUCAGAAGAAAUACACAGAAAGUGAAGAUAACAAAUAUACUGGUGCCAGUAGAAAUUCUUGUAACUUAGGAGAAUCUGAUAACAGUGAUUCAAGUAAAACUGAUACAGUUUGUGUUCAUAAAGAAGAAAAUGGCUUGCCAUGUAUUGAUGAGCACAACAUACAUCUGAAAUCAUCUGCUCAGUUUAUGAAGCGGGGAAGCAUGCAAAUCAAAGAAAGUGUGUCAGAUUUAACUUGUUUGGAAGUUGUGAAAGCAGAAGAAAUAUUUCAUGUUCAUAUGUCAAAUAAAGAACAGUUAACAGUUAGAAAGAUGGGGCAAAACAUAAAAGAUUUUGACUUUUUUGAUACAUCCUUUCAGACUGCAAGUGGGAAGAAUAUCAGAUUGUCCAAAGAUUCAUUAAAUAAAGCUGUAAAUUUCUUUGAUCAAAAAUGUGCAGAAGAAGGAUUGAAUAACUUUUCAGAUGCCUUGAAUUCUGAAUUACUUUCUGGAAUAAAUGUCAACAAAAUGGAUAUUUCAAGUUAUGAGGAAACAGACAUGGUUAAAGACAAAACAUUGAAAGAAAAUGAUUCAGUUGGUAUUGAAAAUCAAUUACUGACUCUCCAAUCAAGGCUAGAAUGUGAAACCAAAAAGAUCAAAGCACCUACUAUGUUGGGUUUUCAUACAGCUAGUGGGAAAAAGAUAAAAAUUACAAAGGAAUCUCUGGACAAAGUAAGAAGUCUUUUUGAUGAAAAAAAGCAAGAUCAAAAUAGUGAAACCAUUAAUUUUAGCCACCAAGGGGCAAAAAUACUAAAGGACAGAGAGGAUUGUAAAGAAGGGCUUGAAUUAGCAUGUGAGACCUUUGAAACAACUGCCCCAAAGUAUGAAGAAAUGCAGAAUUCUCUAAAGGAGAAAAAACUUGUUUCUAAUGAGUUUGCCAUGCUACCCAGGCUCUUAAGUGAUAAUUUACACAAACAAACUGAAAAUUUCAAAUUAUCAAAUAGUAUCACUGUGAAAAUUGGAAACAUAGAAAAAGAAAUAGCAAAAACUCCUACAACUUGCUACACAGAUCAAUCCACUUGCUCAGCCAUUGAAAAUCUGAGUGUACCAUUUUACCCAGGACAUGGUAGAAAACUUUCUGUGAGUCCAGCUUCACUACUUGAAGCAAAAAAAAUGCUUAGAGAAGGGAAAUUGGUUGAUCAACCAGAAAAAAUAAAUAGUGCUAAGGUUAUAUGUUUCAAAGACUAUCCUGAGGAUUAUGUAGAAAAUCCUUCACGUGAAAAUCACUCAAACAGUAUCAUAACUGAAAAUGACAAAAAUCAUCUCUCUGAAAAACAAGAUUCGACUUAUUUAAGUAACAGUAGCAUAUCUAACAGCUAUUCGGACCACUCUGAUUUUUGUCAUUCCGUUGAGGUGUAUAAUAAAUCAAAAUCUCUCUCAAAAAAUAAAACAGAUAAUUCUGGUAUUGAGCCAGUAGUAAAGAAUUUCAAAGACAGAAAAAACACUAGUUUUUCUGAAGUAAUAUCUACCAUAAGAGAAGCAAACACACAUCUACAAACUGUAAGUGAAGAUAUUUGUGUUCAGAAAUUUGUGACUAACUCUUCACCAUACAAAAAUAAAAACACAGCUGUGCCUACAUCUGAUUCAAAUAAUUUUGAGAAGGGGCCUCCUGCAUUCAGUACAGAAAGUGGUCAAAUGGUCUUUGUUUCACAUGGAACAAAAAUCAGAGAGAGAUUUGCAGACAGCUGCACUAAGGUCAUUAUGAAAAACACUGAGUGUGAAUCAGGCACUGACCACACAAAAACUGUGGCAGGUGAUUGUGAGUUGGGUGAUUUGGAGGAUUUCAUUUUUCCUAACUCUCCAGAUAGUGAAGAGCAUAGCAAGCAUUCAUGCAAGAUUUUCGCUGACACUAGGAGUGAACAAAUUCUGAAAUACAGCCAAGGUAUGUCUGGAUCAGAGACAAUUUCUGAAAUGUUACCUUGUCAGAUUGAUUUGAAACCUUCUGAUACAUGUAAAUUUAAUGCAGUCUCCUCUAAUGCUUGUGGGAUUUUUAGCACAGCAAGUGGGAAAUGUGUACAAAUUUCAGAUGCUGCUUUAUGGAAGACCAGACAAGUCUUAUCUAAGCCAGAAGAGAGUGCCGUGCAGCCUUUUCCCAAAGUAUCAUUUGAACCAAAUGAAGAGCAUUCAGACAAGGUCACAAGAGAAGAGACUGUGAUACAUACCCCCUCAAAUUUACUAUCAUCUGCUUUCUCUGGAUUUAGUACAGCAAGUGGAAAAUAUGUUCCAGUUUCUGAAAGUGCCUUAAACAAAGUUAAGGGAAUGUUAGAGGACUUUGAUUCACUCAGAACUGAAUGUGGUCUUUGGCAGCCACCUACAUCUGGACAAGAUGUGUCAAAACUACUUCCUCUCUCCUAUAUUGAUAAGAAAACCCCAGAACAACUUGCAAACUGCAAAGUGGAAAAAGACUGCAGUAAAUUAUCAAAUAACUGUAACAUUGGAAGUAGUUCUUCAGAAAAUACUCACCCUUUUGAAGCUUCUCUGUGUGUCUCUCACUUUAAGCAGGACGAAGAACCCUUGGUUUUAGAGAGCAAAGCAUUGCUUGUUGAGAACAGUAGUCAUCUAUUGGGAAAAGAGCAAGCUUUAUCUAAAAAUAUAAAAAUGGAAAUUGGGAAACCUGAAACUUUCUCUAAUCUUCCCAUUACAACAAAUGGAGAAAGUUAUUCUACCUAUUCCAAAAAUUCAGAAAACUGUUUUGAAACAGAAGCAGUGGAAAUUGCCAAAGCUUUUAUGGAAGAUGGGGAGCUGACAGAUUCUGAACUGCUAAGUCAUCCCAAACGCUUACUUCUCACCUGCCCAAACAAGGAAAUGGCUUUGUUAAAUUCAAGAACCGGAAAAAGAAAAGGAGGCACCUUUGCCUUGAUUGGAGAACCCCCAAUCAAAAGAAACUUGUUAAAUGAAUUUGACAGAAUAAUAGAAAAUCAAGAAAAAUCCUUAAAGGCUUCAAAAAGCACUCCAGAUGGCACAAUUAAAGAUAGAAGAUUGUUUCGGCAUCACAUUUCUGUAGAGCCAAUUACCUGUGGACCUUGUUGCACAACUAAGGAAAGGCAAGAAAUACAGACUCCAAAUUUUACUGAACCUGGUCAGGAACUUCUGUCUAAAUCUCAUUUUUAUGAACAACUGACUUUUGAAAACUCUUCAAGCAAUUUAUCAGUUUUGGGGGAGCCAUUUUGUAAGGUUUCUGCCACAAGAAAUAAGAAAAGGAGACACUCAAUGACUACAGGCAAACUGACAAGAGUCUUUGUCCCACCUUUUAAAGCUAAAUCACAUUCUCACAGAGAUGAUCAGUGUCUUAGCAGCAAUACUAAUUUGAAGGAAAACAAACAAACACCAAAAAACAUAGUUGAACCUGGCUCUGGUAGUAGUAAAAAUAAUAUUAAUGACAAUGAAAUUCAUCAGUCUAACAAAGAUAACUCCAAUCAAGUAGCACCUAUAAUCUCUGCAAAGUGUGAAGAAAAAUCUUUAGAUUUAGUUGCAAAUCUUCAGAAUGCCAGAGAUAUGCAGAAUAUGCGGAUUAAAAAGAAACAUGGACAACGUAUUUUUCCACAGCCAGGAAGUCUGUAUCUUGCAAAAACAUCCUCUAUGCCAAGAAUCUCUCUGAAAGCAGCAGUAGAAGGCCAAGUUCCUUCUGCAUGUUCCCAUAAACAGCUAUAUAUAUAUGGCAUCUCUAAACAUUGCAUAAAAAUUAACAGCAAAACUGCAGAGUCUUUUCAGUUCCACACUCAGGAUUAUUUUGGUAAAGAAGGUACAGGAGCUGGAGAGGGAGCACAGUUGGCUGAUGGUGGAUGGCUCAUACCCUCCAAUGAUGGGAAGGCUGGAAAAGAAGAAUUUUAUAGGGCUCUGUGUGACACCCCAGGUGUGGAUCCAAAGCUUAUUUCUAGAGCUUGGGUCUAUAAUCACUAUAGAUGGAUUGUAUGGAAACUGGCAGCUAUGGAAUUUGCCUUUCCUAAGCAAUUUGCUACUAGAUGCUUAAACCCAGAAAGGGUGCUUCUUCAGCUAAAAUACAGAUAUGAUGUGGAAAUUGAUAAAAGUCAAAGAUCAGCUAUUAAAAAGAUAAUGGAAAGGGAUGACACAGCUGCAAAAACCCUUGUUUUCUGUGUUUCUGAAAUACUUUUACCAAGCUCAAGUUUACCUGAAACUUCUAGCAGUAAAGCUAGUGAUGUGGAUAUCAGCAAAGCAGCCACUGUGGAACUGACAGAUGGAUGGUACGCUGUGAAGGCCCAGCUGGACCCCCCUCUCUUGGCUCUCGUACAGAAAGGUAGAUGGGCAGUCGGUCAGAAGAUCAUCACUCAUGGAGCAGAACUGGUAGGCUCUCCUGAUGCCUGUUCACCUCUUGAAGCCCCCGAAUCUCUUAGAUUAAAGAUUUCUGCUAACAGUACCCGGCCUGCUUGCUGGUAUGCCAAGCUUGGAUUCUCUCCGGACCCUAGACCUUUUCCUCUGCCUUUGUCAUCACUUUUCAGUGAUGGGGGAAAUGUUGGUUGUGUUGAUGUAGUUAUUCAAAGAGUAUACCCUAUGCAGUGGAUGGAGAAGACAUCAUCUGGAUUAUACAUAUUUCGCAAUGAAAGAGAAGAAGAAAAGGAAGCAGCAAAAUAUGUGGAGACACAACAAAGGAAACUAGAAUGCUUAUUCACUAAAAUUCAAGCAGAAUUUGAAGAGCAUGAAGAAAAUGUAACAAAACAAUGUACACCGUCAUGUGCAUUAACCAGACAGCAAGUGUGUGCUCUGCAGGAUGGUGCUGAGCUCUAUGAAGCAGUAAGGACUGCGCCAGACCCUAGUUACCUUGAGGCUUAUUUUAGUGAAGAACAGUUACGAGCCUUGAAUAAUCAUAGACAGAUGUUGAAUGACAGGAAGCAAGCACAGAUCCAGUUGGAAUUCCAGAAGGCUAUAAAGUCUGCUGAGAAAGGGGAGCAAAUGUUAUCAAGGGAUGUUACAACUGUGUGGAAGUUGCGUAUCAUAAGCCAUGAGAAAAAAGAAAAAGAUUCAGUCAUCUUAAGUAUCUGGCGACCAUCAUCAGAUUUAUAUUCUCUGCUAACAGAGGGAAAGAGAUACAGAAUCUAUCAUCUUGCAGCAUCAGGAUUUAAAAAUAAAUCUGGAAGAGCUACCGUACAGUUAACAGCAACCAAAAACACUCAGUUUCAACAAAUACCGGCUUCUGAUGAAAUACUGUUUCACGUUUAUCAGCCAAGGGAGCCCAUUCCCUUCAAACAGUUAUGGAAUCCAGGCUUCCAGCCACAUUGUUCUGAAGUGGACCUAAUAGGAUUGGUAGUUUCUGUUGUGAAAAAAAAAGGUCUUGCUCCUUUGGCCUAUUUGUCAGAUGAAUGCCAUAACUUACUGGCAAUCAAAUUUUGGAUAGAUCUUAAUGAAGAUAUCAUUAAACCUCACAUGUUAAUUGCUGCAAGCAACCUCCAGUGGCGACCAGAACCCAAAUCAGAAAUUCCUACUUUAUUUGCUGGAGAUUUUUCCACAUUUUCUUCCAGUCCAAAGGAGAACCAUUUUCAAGAGGCAUUCCACAAAAUGAAACAUACUAUUGAGAAUAUUGAUGUAUUUUGCAAUGCUUCAGAAAACAAGCUUAUGCAUAUACUUAAUGCAAAUGAUCCCAAAUGGUGCACCCCAACUAAAGAAUGUACUUCAGACCUUCAUGCUGCUUGUACAGUCCUUGGUACAGGAAAUAAGUUUCUGAUGUCUUCUCCCAAUAGUGAGAUGAACUAUCAAAGUCCUUUAUCACUUUGUAAGCCAAAAGGGAAGUCUGUUCCCACACCUGUAUCAGCCCAAAUGACUUCAAAGUCUUGUAAAGGGGAAGAGGCACUUGAUGACCCCAAAAACUGCAAAAAGAGACAAGCCUUGGAUUUCUUGAGUAGACUACCUUUACCUCCACCUGUUAGUCCCAUUUGUACAUUUGUUUCUCCAGCUGCACAGAAGGCAUUUCAGCCACCACGGAGUUGUGGCACCAAAUAUGAAACAACUAUAAAGAAAAAAGAACUGAGUUCUCCUCAGAGAACUCCACUUAAAAAAUUUAAUGACACUUCUCUUUUGGAAGUUGAUUCAAUAUCUGAUGAAGAACUUGCACUGAUAAAUACCCAGGCCCUCUUGUCUGGUUCAGCAGGAGAAAACCAGCUUGUGUCUGUGGGUGAGCCUACUAGGACUGCUCCCACCUGUUCAAGAGACUAUCUCAAACUGAAAAGGCACCAUUUUACCUCUGCGGUCAGAGAACAGGAGAAUUCCCUUGUGGGUACCGGGGGAAUGGAAGGCUCCGUGCAGGACACAAGUACAAUGCAAGAUAGAGCUAAGAGACUGCAAAGGCGUCAGAAUCAAAAAUGACAAAAAUUAGUUACUGACUCUUAACCUUUCUGGUUUGUAACACACAUGCAGUUUCAAACUGUACAUCCAUAUUUGUAAAAUGAGAAAAGAAUUGGUUCCAGUUCUACCUGAGUGCUCAUAUAUCAUAGGAAAGUUCUUUGCCUGCUUCUUUAUUUUCAGUUGUAGACCUUAAAACUGACUAUAUUUAUUAACUAAUCAAGAAAAAUGUCUCCUUUAAGUCUUUUUUUUUU